Messenger RNA from Heteronotia binoei (common prickly gecko), 2477 nucleotides. Its product is annotated as beta-1,4-galactosyltransferase galt-1-like. Lineage: Eukaryota; Metazoa; Chordata; Lepidosauria; Squamata; Gekkonidae. The record is from RefSeq and is a predicted model, not a curated record. Bases 689 to 1996 code for a protein of 435 amino acids. The transcript has 3 exons.
UCGGCCUGUGAGAACUUGUUGGCUGUGAUUCAUUAGCCCCAAAUGGCUGCGCACAUUCCACGAGGUGCUUUUAGCUGCUGGUGUUGUAUGUGCUCCAGGAGGAAUGCCUUGCCUUCAGGAGAGGAGGUGAGUGGCUGAGAAACUAGCCAGCAAACGUGUCUGUGAAAAGGCUGCCAGCGUACCUACAACAAUAGUGCAUUUGCAGUGAAGUCUUUCGCCUAUUUGGAAAGGAUAAAGGAAGGCAAAGGGGUUAAAGUAGUUCAGAGUUCCUCAGCUUCAGGUCAAAGGGAAGCGAACGCUUAAUUAGUGGUUCUGCAGAGUUUGAGCUUUGCACAAUUGCCCAGAGCAUGCCAUUCUCUGAUGUUUUAAAAGCAACUGGCUUCUUGCUGAAGUUUCUAAAAUGAGUUGACCAGCUUUUGCUGGAAAGCCUGUUGUUUCCACAGGAGCAAAAGACUUGAUUGUGCUGGAUCGACCUCCCAACAGUUUAGUGUUCUUUCUGCUGCCAUCUAGAUGUGUCUUGGUGCUUCAAGAUGAGGGUAUGACAACGACAUUGUCCCAGGUGUGCUGUUGGGCAUCCAGAGGUUUCAACUCUCAUCCCGUGCAGUUGAGGUAGAUCCAAAGGCCAAUUUUAUUGCAGGUGCAAAGCAACUGCCAGAUAUUCUGUUACGAAGAUAACGGAGAGCCUGAGAUGUCUUGGAAAAAACCACACCUUGUGGUCGCUGUUUGCAUUGCUACCUGUGCUUCAAUUGUGACUCUUUCCUACUUUCAGAGAGCAAAACUCUCUUCCAUGUCCAUGCCAGAAGUCAAGCUCUGCAGAGGGAUUCCUACCAAUAACACCAUUACACCCUUAAAAGAUAACCGAACCUUCAUCAUUGCUCCAUACUUUGACAACAGAAAGAUCAAAAUGACACGAGUGAUUGCUAUAGCCCACCACAAAGAUGUUAAGGAACUUUACUGCUGGUUCUGCCACCCAGCCAAUGGUCAAACAUACAUCACCAAGGCUGAAAUAGAUGUCCAUUCUGAUAGAUUUGACUUCCCUUAUGGGGCCACAGACUUGAAAUGUCUGGAACCAGAAGACUGGGAACCACGUUAUGUGUCAAUACAUUGGGCUCCUACAGGAGAUAUUGACCAACUACCACUGUUUGAAAUAAGAAACCGUGAUCCUGAAGGUUCCCUUGUGGAAUUCACAGUCUGCAUCUCCACCAUGUUUGGAGAGUACAACAAUGUCCUGCAGUUUGUGCAGAGCAUGGAGAUGUAUAAAAUCCUUGGGGUGAGCAAAGUGGUGAUCUACAAGAACAGCUGCAGCCCGCUGAUGGAGAAAGUGCUGGAUUACUACAUUGCAGAAGGGAUUGUGGAGAUAAUCCCCUGGCCCAUUGAUUCAUACCUCAAGGUCUCUACUUAUUGGCAUCAUUCAAUGGAUCCCAAGGAUAUUGGCUACUAUGGACAAAUCACAGCCUUGAAUGACUGCAUCUAUCGCAACAUGUACAGGAGCAAAUAUGUGCUCCUAAACGACGCAGAUGAAAUUAUUCUACCAGGGAAGUAUCCAGAUUGGAAAACCAUGAUCCAGAACCUUGAACAGCAACAUCCAGAGGCUGGUGUCUUCCUCUUUGAAAAUCACGUCUUCCCUAAAACCGUGUUCACCCUCACUUACCAAUUCAACACUUCUUCUUGGAACACAAUACCUGGGGUGAACAUAUUGCAGCAUGUCCUCCGGGAACCUGAGCAAAAACACGUUGUUAAUCCUCGGAAAAUGAUCAUUGAUCCAAGGAAAGUGGUUCAGACAUCGGUCCACUCUGUUCUCCAGGCCUACGGAGUCAGCAUACAUAUUCCAGUGGGUGUUGCUGUGGUCUAUCAUUGCCGGGCUCCCCUUCAAGAAAAUCUAUCUAGACUUCUUCUAAUCAAGGACACAACUGUCUGGAGGUACAAUAUGUCAUUGAUUGGAAAUGUCAGCAAAGUUCUACAAGAAAUAGUGAGAGACACAGGAGAAUAUAGCUGAGGGAGACCAAACUGGUGGCAGUGAUAGCACCUUGGCAAUAAAUACAGGUAGGUGGAGUCACUAAGUCAACAUGAACCUCUCCUGAAAGGUCUGAAGAGGACUAGCUGAGUAUAUGGAAUAUAGUGGUCGAGCUCAUUUACUGGUUGGCUUAAAUGCAAGUGGAUAAAUUGGUGGCAAAGAGAGGCAAUGAGUGGCAAAAAUGACACAAAAAGUCAAACAGGAAUCCAUUUCUUUCUUCUACAAAUGCUGAUCAUCAUAGAUCUGUGUCUUUCCAGUAUUUGAAGGGCCUUUAUAAAGAAAUGACACGUUAUUGGAACUAAUGGAACAGUCGGUGUUUGGCCUGCUGGCCUGCUUGUGCUUUGUAGUUGGUUCAACUGGAAGAAUAAUUCCAUCUGCAUCUCUUUCUGGACCCCCCCCCCCCCGCAAUCCCAUUUCAUUAAAAAGGAAAGCCAGUUGGGUUGACCAAAAUUUGUGUCACUCA